Messenger RNA from Pangasianodon hypophthalmus (striped catfish), 1689 nucleotides. RefSeq lists its product as uncharacterized. The transcript has 2 exons. Gene Ontology annotation, biological process: DNA integration. Bases 1 to 816 code for a protein of 271 amino acids. The record is from RefSeq and is a predicted model, not a curated record. Lineage: Eukaryota; Metazoa; Chordata; Actinopteri; Siluriformes; Pangasiidae. Gene Ontology annotation, molecular function: nucleic acid binding.
AUGUAUUUGGACCCUGGUCUGUCACAAGCAGCCGCACCAGAGGAGGACAGGCGGUGGGCCAUCAUGUUCUGCUGUAUGAGUUCGAGAGCUGUGCACGUCGAGGUCGUUGAGUCUAUGGACGCGUCAAGUUGCAUAAAUGCUCUCAGGCGCUUCUUUGCACUCAGAGGCCCUGCGAAACAGCUCCAUUCCGAUUGCGGUACCAAUUUCAUCAGAGCGUGCAAGGAGCUUGGAAUGGACAAAAUAGUGCAGAAGUACCUCAGUGAGCAAGGAUGCAGCUGGGAAUUCAACCCACCAUACAGUUCUCACAUGGGAGGCUCGUGGGAGCGCCUGAUCGGCAUUGCCAGGAGAAUCCUAGAUUCAAUGUUUCUACAGCUGAAAACUCGCUUAACCCACGAAGUUCUUUGCACACUAAUGGCAGAAGUUACUGCUAUCAUUAAUGCACGACCACUCCUACCUGUGUCUGCAGACCCGGAACAACCAUUCAUACUUUCACCGUCAGUGCUCCUUACACAGAAGACAGGAGUUCCGCCUCCUCCUGGAGACUUCUCGGACAAGGACCUGUACACAAAGCAAUGGAGACAGGUUCAAGCUCUUGCAAACCAGUUCUGGACCCGCUGGAGCUGCGAAUACUUACCUUGCUUGCAACACAGACAGAAGUGGACAGUACCUCGCAGAAACCUUCAAGUGGGGGAUCUAGUUCUGCUCAGGGACAAGCAGAUAGCCCGCAACUGUUGGCCCAUGGCCAGAAUCUCUGCCGUAUUCCCUGGAAAGGAUGGCCAUGUAAGAAAGGUUGAACAGCUGACCAAGGCAAUAUAAAAACCUUUCUAAGGCCAAUUGCAGAAGUUGUUCUACUUCUACCCAAAGACUGAUCUAGAGACUAAGGUUUAGCAUGCUCACAAGUUCACAGUGACCUCCCGUAGGUCAGGCGGGGAGUGUAUUGCCCUUUAAGCUGAAUUUAACUGCAGUAAUUGGUGUGUCCACUAGGAGGUAUAGGCAGUGUCUGAAAUUGUAUACUGUAUUGCCCUUUAAGGAAUUUAACUUUCAAAUAUCUGCUUUAAAUAUUUUUUGGUAAAUAUUCUCAAGUAAAAAUGUGAAGUUCAUAAUUACUUUUCCUUUAUCUACCUCGUUUGUAAAAAUUUAUAUUAUUUAUUUCAUGUGAUGAGGUCACUUCCUGUUAGUGCUCCAGGUUCUGCAUGAAAACAAUGAGACAGACAUAGUGUGCUCUCUCUGAUAAUCCAUUGCAUCCACUAAAAAGCAUCGUAGAUGCAAUGCCACUGUAUCUGAUGAUAUUUACUGUAAUAUAACCCACAUUAACACAGCCAGAGCAGAACGGAUCCAGAUCAGCGUUGGAGAGACAGCUGAAUAUGCCAACAUUAUAACUAAUCCAAAGUAAAUAUAUGUACAUUUAUAUAUGUAUUUUUUUUUGUACAUUAAAAAGCAAAUUCAGCAGAUUUAUCCAGAGUAUUGUGUUACAUUUACUUUGUUAGUUAAGGGUAUUGUUCUGCAUUCACUUUGUUAAUGAAUAAAAAAUUGGAUAAAACUGGAUGGAUAAUCUUGCUAAUUAUAUUUUGAGUGUACAUGUCAUUUUUUUUCAUAUGCACACCAUUCUUAUACUAGGCUAAGCAAUUAAUGUUUUAGAAGUUUUUUACCAUCAUACUAUUUUGUGUAAAAACACUACUAUAUGCUGUA